Molecule: messenger RNA, 297 nt
Organism: Fusarium venenatum
Lineage: Eukaryota; Fungi; Ascomycota; Sordariomycetes; Hypocreales; Nectriaceae
Source: RefSeq, a predicted model, not a curated record
AUGGCCGAUAACAACAACCAGCAGCCCGGUCUUAUCGGCAGCCACGUCCAAUACGUCAAGGGUGCUGCAGAGGCCACCAUUGGUGUCCUCACUGGCUCUGAGCCCUGGAAGGCUUCAGGCGAGCAGGACAAGGCCGCGGGUCUUGCCGACAUGAAGAAGGCUGGUGAACUUCGAGCGCAAAACGACCCCAACAGCCAGAAAGGAUAUGGAAAGGCCGAGGAGCUUGCUGGCAAGCUCACUGGUUGUCAGGGUAUGGAGCGCGAGGGUCAUGCCAGCACUGCCCAGAAGAAGGAUUAA